Molecule: messenger RNA, 1817 nt
Organism: Chanos chanos (milkfish)
Lineage: Eukaryota; Metazoa; Chordata; Actinopteri; Gonorynchiformes; Chanidae
Gene: junbb
Product: JunB proto-oncogene, AP-1 transcription factor subunit b
Exons: 1
Coding region: 354-1313 (319 amino acids)
Biological process (GO): regulation of cell population proliferation; regulation of transcription by RNA polymerase II; regulation of cell cycle
Cellular component (GO): transcription regulator complex
Molecular function (GO): transcription factor binding; RNA polymerase II cis-regulatory region sequence-specific DNA binding; DNA-binding transcription factor activity, RNA polymerase II-specific
Source: RefSeq, a predicted model, not a curated record
CAUACACGGCGGGUUGACUUAAUUCAACAGUUUUCUUCAAAAGGUUCUGAAUUUGUUUCACAGAGUCCUGAGGCACAUUUAAGGAUCGAGACAACUGUCUGAACACCAUUCCAGUUCAACUGUCAUCCCGUUCAACUGAUAUACAGCAGCGCUAGGACUUUUCUGCCGUAUAAUUUCAGGAUCAUCGGCAAACAGGACUUGACAGAGUGAAGAGCUGUGUGAAAACCCAGAGAUUUCUUCUCUGACACUUAUGCAUUCUUUUUGCUGGAGGCUUCAUUGAAUCACUUUUUGUGUGUCUUAACUAUUCUAAGGCGCGACUGGCGAGAAAACACAGCCUUUUCUGUUACGACUCUAUGUCUACAAAAAUGGAGCAGCCGUUCUAUCAUGACGACUCUUUCCUCUUGGGCUACGGCCACUCUGAUGCGGCACUACAUGACUACAAACUGCAAAAGCAGAACAUGAAUCUAAACCUGACCGAACCGUACCGGAACCUCAAGUCCGACUUGUACCAGACAGGUAACACAGAUGUAGGUUCCCUCAAGCUUGCCUCCCCAGAACUUGAGAGACUCAUCAUUCAAAACAGCAACGGUGUCAUCACUACUCCUACACCGGGUCAGUACCUUUAUGGCAGGAGUAUCACGGAUGAGCAGGAAGGUUUUGCGGAAGGUUUCGUUAAAGCCCUGGACGAGCUUCACAAGAUGAACCAGCCCCCACCCAACGUGUCUAUUGGAGCCGGUGGUGUGACGACGUGCUCGGCAGCAGCCCCUGUGUUCGGCUCCUCCCUGCAGCCGGAGCCACCCAUUUACACAACACUAAACGCCUAUUGCCCAAGCUCCAGUCUCUCUUCCGCAUCCAGUUACCCUUCCGCCACCAUUAGCUACCUGCCGCCGCACAUUCAACAAAAUCAGCACCAGGAGACAUCAACAAACCCUUUCCAGCACUCUCUACAAGGGGUAGGCUUACAUCCACCGCGUCUAGUGGCUCUGAAGGAAGAGCCCCAGACCGUGCCAGACAUGCACAGCAGCGACGGUUCGCCACCAAUGUCCCCAAUCGACAUGGAGAAUCAGGAGAGAAUCAAAGCUGAGCGUAAGAGGUUAAGGAACCGACUGGCAGCGACGAAGUGCCGACGGCGCAAACUGGAACGUAUCGCCCGACUCGAGGACAAGGUGAAAGUUCUGAAGUCUGAUAACGCUGGCCUCUCCAACACCGCUUCGGUACUACGGGAACAGGUGGCCCAGCUUAAACAGAAGGUCCUCAGGCAUGUAAACAGCGGUUGUCAGCUCAUGCUAACGAGCAAAAUGGAGGCAUUUUGAACUUAACAAAGAACUCACUAACUUGACCGAAGUAAAACACUGGACAGUUGUAUGGCAUACACUGUAUAGCACUGGAAAAAAAAUCACAGCGGUCAGUCCAUAGAUGUGACUAUGUGAAACGGUACUUCCGGUUGCUGUGCUCUACUCAAAGGACCAUGAAUUAUGAAAUAUUGGUGUUGAACUGUAGCCCAAGGCUGUGAAAAAGAAACGCAAAGCUGCGGGAAACAAAGGGAAAACCAAUUGGAAAACCAAUUGGUAGGCUAAUAGCACAGGCCUUUAGCCUACAAUGCCUGUAGCCUGGGUUUUGUUGAUCAGUGGAAAGAGCUGUAUGUUGGUACCCUAUUACGUAAAUGCAUCUGAUUUUGUCAUGCAAUACUGAAUUCCUAAGUGUGUAAAUUAUUUUGUUUGUCAGGUUGAUCCUGACCUGUUUAACAAUGUCAUAUGUUUACAAUGUCUUUUUUUAUUUGUGCGCUGUUUAUUUAAGUAAAACAUUUUCAAAUAUAA